GUUGCAAAGGUCUUGCAUCAGUCUGACUUGACCGCCAUGCCAUCGGAUGAAAGUGACAGCGAUGACCGGGAAGAGGACAGGCGGGAACGACGGGAGAAGCGUGAAGAGAAGCGCGACAAGGAUGGGGACCGAGAACGUGGAGGCGCCCUGGCUGGUGCCCUGAGGAACUUGUCUGGCGCCCUGGGAGCCUCCGUGGCUUCUGCCCGCGAUGCGCGCCCCGGGCCGUACGACCGCGGCACGGCGCGCGGCGCGGAGGGCGCGGUGCCUGGCGCGCGUGGCGCGGAGCCGAUGGAGGGGAAAGGUCGGGGCAAGGCGGCCAUCUUGCCUCCACCCCGCAAGACCAUGGACCGUUCACGCACCUGUCCCUUCUUGCUGCGGAUCUUCCGAAAGAUAGGUGCUCAUCACGGCAUUGAGGCCUUUGCCGAGCGUGGCAAGGAGCCCGUCGACUGCGAGCUCCAGGUGUAUGCUUGGCCGGAUGUGACGCUACGAGAGUUGGCGGACUUGAUCAAGGAUGUGGCCCCAGAGGCGCGAGAUCCCAAGGUGCGUUUGGCCUUCAACCUCAUCUACCCAGAUAAGACUGGCAAGAAUGUGAGCACCAACUUGGGGACGGUCACAUGCUCGAAGCGUGGCCCGGAUGAUGACAAGGCACUGUCAUCAUCGAAAUUCCAAACAGGGGACCUACUGGACUUGGCGAUCUUGCAGUAGACUAAGGUGGCAGCAUUAUAAGAUGGAUCUCAUCAGCCAGACUGCGUUCCGAGGGUGGAGAG
Molecule: messenger RNA, 767 nt
Organism: Durusdinium trenchii
Lineage: Eukaryota; Dinophyceae; Suessiales; Symbiodiniaceae
Source: the annotation of a GenBank genome assembly